CGAGUUUUUUUUCUUUUUAAUUUUUUUUAUUGUUGAAUUUCAUGGAGAAGAUCGAUGAGCUCAAAGCCAAAGCCAUGGCUUCAAAUUCAAAGAAUGCAAACCCUAUCAAAGACAUCGAAGCUUCUAAAACUAGAGAAGAAGGCGAGCUCUCCGAUUCAUACGACGACGAAAAUCAAGGUUGCUCCACUGCGCAGUCCAGUGGUACUGUUGCACCUCCUUCAGGGCCCACUUCGGCACCUUCGGCAGUGAAAUCGCCACCACCGAAUCUGGCAGGGAACACUGUUUCUGGUAAUAAUCUUGCCAGCACUGUUGAUAUUCCGUCACGACAAUCAGUUCCACCAAAGAGUCAGAAGAAUAUCGAGAAGAAUCGGUUGCCAUUUGAAUCCAGUAAUCCCAGUUGGUAUGCACCUUCUGGAGGCAGCAAUAAUCUUGUAAUACGCUUCACAGAUGAUGAAAGCGGUAGUGACUCUGAAGAGUGCAGCCAACAGAGAACUGUUGAACAUAAAGCUAACUCAACUACGGAUGGUUGUCGGAGACCCGUUACUUCAUCUGCACCAAAGUCGAACAAGUUGGGCCAGACUUCCAGAAACAUUACCAGAGUAAUUCCCAAGAAACCUUUAAGCCGUACAUUUAGCUCAUCAAUGACCAAAAUCAAUGGUGGGGCCAAUUCCAGAGUUGCUGGUCCUUCAGCAGUUGAUCAAGGGUCACGAAUUAGAUACUUAAAUCCCCGAAACAAAAAUAUGGCAAGCCAAGAUCUUGGGUAUGAUCUAGGUGUGGGUUUGAACAAUAGUAAGCUACAGGACUUGAGGCAGCAGAUUGCACUUCGGGAAAGUGAAUUGAAGCUUAAGGCUGCCCAGCAAAACAAGGAAGCAGUUUCAGCUUCAACUUUGAACCUGGACAAUGGUGCAGGAAGGAAGUGGACUCCAACUUCAGUGGAUGCUGGUCCAUUAGAUCCAAAAGAACCAGACAAAAAACGCUUGAAAAUCAGUGAAUCUAGUUUUACCCAUUUAAAUUCAGAUGCUCAACAAGAGGUACAUCUUCUAAAAUCUAAUUUAGUGUCAAAAGACCAACAAUUGGAGACAAACAGUUUGCGGAGCAGGGAUAAAGUUGAUCAUAGCAAGAAAGUAGUUCCAAGCAAAGCCAAAUCAAGCAUUAAAUGGCAAAAAAAAGAUGAUAAGUUGGUUGAUGUUUCAUCAGAUGAUACAUCUAAAGUGGUGAAAGAUGGUGUUGACCCGCAGACAAAUUUGCAUCAAUCCAAAAGGACCAGUAGGCAGGUGGAUCUGAGUGUUUUGGCAAACCAGACUGCAUCCUUAACAAAGAUAAGUCCUGGUGCUUUGCCAAAUAAUUUGAGUACUGCUGAGUUAAAUCAUCCAACAAAGGUUGGUUUACAUAAUCCACCAAGUUCUUCACAAAGCAAAGCAACAAGAGAACUGAACUUAACCAAAGGGAGCAAUGGUUGUGAAGUCAUAUCUGGUGAUAAGACACUUGAACCCUAUUACAGCGAAAAAUGUCAGACAUCUCAAAAUACAGCAAAUCUGUGGAACUGUUUGGGUAAUGUAAAUGUCUCAGGUCAUUGUAAUGUAGAUAUACAUUCUUUAGAUGAAAUUGAGGAAAAACUGGACAAAGAGCUAGAGGAAGCACAAGAGCACAGACGCAUUUGUGAAAUUGAAGAAAGAAAUGCUCUCAAAGCGUACAGAAAAGCCCGGAGAGCUUUGAUUGAAGCUAAUGCCAGAUGUAGAGAUCUUUAUCGUGAAAGGGAACUUUGUUCAGCCCGUUUUAGAUCUUUUAUUGUGGAUGAUUCCAGUUUAGUGUGGUCCUCUAGGCAACAUGAACACUCUGGGAUUGGAUUGGAUACCUCAGACAAUGUACGUGAAAAUAUGGAUCUUGUACCAAUGUCAAGUCAUAGAUUACAGCCUGACUAUGAUGGUUUUAACGAACCAGCUUAUGAUCCAAAUAUCCAAUGUAUCAACAUAGCUCCUCGCACUAUGUCUCACCAGCAUGAGAAUGGACAAAAUUUGGGUUCUGAACCAUGCAGUGAGCCAGAUGCUAGUACAUCAGAGCCAUUUCAUCAUAAUAGCAACAAUGCUGCAAACAAAGUAAGAUCUCCUUGUAGUCCAAUUAUUUCAGCAGAUGAAGAUGAAGAGACAUCUCCAAUGGAUCAUGAUUCUGUUCAACCCAGUCCUGAGUAUCAGCAAAAGAAGCAAAAGUCUGAACUAACUCAAAAGAAUGCAAAUAAUGAGUCUAAUAAUCAGGAUUCUUUGCUUCUUGAAGCAACAUUAAGGUCUGAACUAUUUGCACGCCUGGGAGUGAGAACUUCAUCAAAGAACAUUGAUUCAUGUGACCAUGGAGAGCCUGCUGUUGAACGAGGGGCAGAAAAUGAUGUUAAAAGUGAAAAGACCCAGGUGAGUAAUGGCAGUCUUACACUCUCAGAGGCAGAAAAAAAGCAAUUAUUUGAUGUUUCAGGUCCUGAAAAACUGAAUAAAGUUAUAUCAGUAGCUCUGGUGCAGAAUGAGAGCCAGCACCAUGAAAAAAAGAAUAUUUCAGAGUUUUUCUCAGCAGCUAAUUCAGAGGACAAUGGAUUUUCCAUUGGAUGUCACUAUUCAGCUACAUCUAUAAUAUUUUCACCUUCUUCCAUUUUGAGGAGUGCAAUAGGCCAUGUGAGGGUCAUGGCUGCGGUCACUAGACAAAGAGAGGACCGCUUCUACCGUAAAGAGGGUGCUUAUGUCAACUUUGACGAAAUUCAGUGGUCUGGUCAGAUAGCAAACUCUUUAGAGGAGGUUGUUCGGGGUUUAUCUGGGAAAGAAAUGGGCUCAUAUAUGUGCACUAUUGCAGUGGACCCAUUUUGGCCACUCUGCAUGUAUGAUAUCCGAGGAAAAUGCAACAAUGAUGAAUGCCCCUUUCAACAUGUUAAGGACUUUUCUAAGAGAGAUGCAUCUCAGAAUGCAGAUGAUGAUUCUGACAUAGCCGAAUGUCAGCUUGGUCUCAUGUCAUGUCAACAGCGAAGUAAUGGUUCAACAAAACCUUCCAAGUGUCACGAUGUUUUCAUUUCACCAACUUAUAUUGUCAGCUUAGAUAUUUUGAAAGCUGAUCCACAUCCACAUGAAUCUGUUGUGACUUGGAGAAAUGCACACUGCUGGUCGAAGUGUUUCAGUAUCUGCAUAACUUUAUCAAGUUUGCUCCAGAAAGAUCUGCCUACAGAUGAGCCGUUCUUGGAUGGCAGUGAUGGUCGGAUUGAAGUGCAUGGCAGCUGGAAUAGACAAUCGUCAUAUUUCCAGAGUAGAAAUGGGAUAGUGAAUAAGCUCAACGAAGCUUUAGGUAUGAAUGCCCAGUCCUUGGAGAUGGCUCUGCUUAUUCUCAACCAGGAGGUUAACAGAAUGGAGGGCAUGAAAAAGGCUCUUUCUUUGCUCUCACGAGCCCUCGAGGCUGAUCCAGCAUCAGAAAUUCUCUGGAUUGUUUAUCUGCUUAUCUGCUAUACCCAUAUGACAUUCGUUGGGAAGGAUGACAUGUUCUCUUAUGCGGUCAGAAACAAUGAAGGAUCGUACGAACUUUGGCUUAUGUACAUCAACAGUCGAAAACAACUUGAUGAUCGGUUGGUUGCAUAUGAAGCUGCUCUUUCAGCACUUUGCCGUGGUGCAUCUUCCUCUGGGAAGGAUGAAAUGCAUACUAGUGCAUGCAUCCUAGACCUGUUUUUGCAGAUGAUGGAUUGUUUGUGCAUAUCUGGGAAUGUUGAGAAAGCCAUCCAAACAAUAUAUAGACUCUUACCUUCUACAACAAAUUCCGAUGGGCCGCAUUCUCCGAUGUUUACUGAUAUCCUCACAUGCUUAACAAUUUCUGACAAAUGUGUAUUAUGGGUUUCUUGUAUUUACUUGGUUAUUUACAGGAAGCUGCCAGAUGCUGUGCUGCAGCGGUUAGAGCGUGAGAAAGAACUCCUUCCAGUUGAAUGGCCCUCAGUUCAUCUGGGCGAUGAUGAAAAGAAAAAGGUUGUGCAGUUCUUAGAAAUGGUAGUAAGUUGUGUUGACUCGUACAUCAAUAUUGAAACAUUUAAGAGUGAAAUUGAUCUCAGAUCAGCACAACUUUUUGCUCUCAACCACAUUAGGUGUAUGGUGGCACUUGAUAGAUCUGAAUGCAGUCAAAAUUUGUUGGAAAAAUACAUAAAGUUGUACCCAUCUUGCUUAGAACUUGUUCUGAUAUCAGCACGAGUGCAAAAAAAUGAUUCUGGGAAUUUGGCUUUUACCGGCUUUGAAGAAGCCCUUUGUAACUGGCCAAAAGAAGCCCCUGGAAUUCAGUGUAUCUGGAACCAGUAUGCUGACUAUGCCCAACAAAAUGGAAAACCUGCUCUUGUCAAAAAACUCAUGACACGCUGGUAUCACUCAGUUUGGAAAGUGCAGUACCCUGAAAGUGAAAAUUUGAAUGCAAUAGAUGGUGGGAACUCCUUUGUCUCUCUGGAAUUGGGUUCAACGUCAAGGCCUGAAUUUUUGGCACCUAGCUCUAAUCAGAUGGAUGUGAUGUUUGGAUAUCUUAAUCAAUUUCUUUAUAAGUUUUUGCAGAAUGAUUGUGUUGAGGCUCGCUCAGCUAUUGACCUGGCAUUGAGGGCUGCUACUGCCAUGGGUUUCAAUCUUUGUGUAAAGGAGCAUGCCAUGUUUUUGCUUAACGAUGAGUCUCACGAGGAGGGCAUUCCUAUUAGUUGGCAGCUUAACACUUUGAAUAUGUAUUUGGAUGCUGCCCGGUCUUUUGCAGUCUCUGAGCCACUAUCUAGACAUUUUAUCGGCAAGAUUGAGAAGUCAAGAGUCCAGCAACUUGUUAGAAACAUUCUGAGUCCAGUCUUAGUCGAUUCUUAUCUUGUGAACUUGGUUCUUGAAGUGUGGCACGGGCCAUCUCUUUUGCCCCAAAACAUAACUGAGCCAAAGAAUCUAGUUGAUUUUGUGGAAGCUAUCUUGGGAAUAGCACCAUCCAACUAUGAGUUAGUGUUUUCCGUGAGUAAGAUGUUAAGCAAAGGAGACAGCUAUAGUGACAUUUCUCCCGGUCUUUUAUUUUGGGUUGGCUCUACCCUGGUGAAUGCAAUCUUUCAUGCUGUCCCCAUUCCGCCUGAGUAUGUAUGGGUAAAGGCUGCAGACAUACUGGGCAAUAUUCUGGGCACUGAAACCAUACUUAAAAGGUACUAUAAAAAGGCUUUAUCAGUAUAUCCAUUCUCCCUCAAAUUGUGGCAAUGUUAUCACAAGGUAACUAAGAUUAAUGGAGAUGGGAAUGCCGUUGUGGAAGCAGCAAGAGAAAGGGGUAUUGAACUUGACUGAAGUCUUUUCUUAAAGAUUGUAUAAUGUUAGGUUGGUAGAGUCAGCGCUUUUACUUGAGAUGAUACCAUAUUAGGGAAAAAUUUUGGCAAGGUAAAUACUGAGCCAGUUCUGCUGUAACCCAGUUAGGAGGGAUAGAUGUGAGAGCAGGUAACACAGAAAUAUACAAACUAUAGGAACAAAAUCAAACACGUGAUAUCUUUGAUGAAUACUGAAUAGGUGAAAGGUCAUCUUAGAUGUAAACCUUAUUUUUGUGCUCCCUUUUCCUUAUUUCUUGUGUUGCUUUUUCUUCUUAAUCAAGUGUAAUUACCCAUAUUUUGUACUCAUUUGAUGUAGUUGAGUUCAAUCCUUAUUCUUUUCUUCCCGUUUCA
This is a messenger RNA of Theobroma cacao (cacao), 5659 nucleotides long. RefSeq names its product zinc finger C3H1 domain protein. Gene Ontology annotation, cellular component: nucleus; exosome (RNase complex). The record is from RefSeq and is a predicted model, not a curated record. Gene Ontology annotation, molecular function: metal ion binding; protein binding. Lineage: Eukaryota; Viridiplantae; Streptophyta; Magnoliopsida; Malvales; Malvaceae.